CAGCCAGCGAUUCUAAGAACACCCUAUCAAAACUAACAAAUAAAACGGUGAUGAAGUUUGCAUCACAAAUAUGGAUCCCACUCAGAAAAUUCACGAAAAACACCACAGAAGAUCAGAAUGGAGGUUCCAAUGGACACAUCUUAUAGCUCUAUUGUAUAUAACAUCUCUAACUACACAUGUAAACUGUCAAAGUCAAGAAAGCAUAACCAAAACAGUUAAAAUAGACAAAGUAGAAACUAAUAACUGCCAUAGCUGUCACAGUAGUAGUAAAGGUAGUGUAAAUGUAGAAAAUGUAGUUAAUAAAACUAAUGUAAGUGAAGAUGAAGAAACGAACGAUGCAGUGGACGAUGUUAUAGAGAUCCUUGGAACGAUAACGAAAAGGUAUAUUCUUGUUAAUGUGAGUGAAACGCAACUUGAAGAAGAAGUCGAAAAUAUACUAAAUAAAGCGCUAAGCAAAGAUAGAUACGAAAUCGCUGAUGGUGUUGAGAUUAAAUCUAUUCAAGGCAGUGAAGAUAGUAAAAAGGAAACAAAUACUGAUGAAGGAAGAGCGCUUUUCAGCAAAUUCAGCUACGAAUACAGAUUGCUUCAGAAGUUUAAGAACUUUGUAGAUACUCAUGUUCUUUCUAUAAAUUUGCCUAAAGCUGCGAAGAUGAUGGGAUUCAGAUCUUUCGGCCUAAACAAAUUCUUCGUGCCUCUCCUGAUCGGGGGCCAAGUUCUGCUGAAGUCUAUUUUGUUCGCCAUGUUCCUGCCAAGCAUUCUGGGGAGUUUCGGAAAGAUAUUGGGAAAAGGCAUCUCCCAGCUCUCAGCUUCCUCCAGCCAAGCCAGCUACCCACCAGCUCCUGCAGACGACCAGACAGGGUACAACAACGACAACAAAGACUUCAUGGGGUACGAGACCAGUCCGACUGGGGCCUACGCGUACCCCAACGACGGGUUCUAUGGAAACAUGGACCAGGAUGCGAACGACCUCUCUAAUGUUGAUAUGUCACGGUACGGCGCGGGGGGACAGAAAGUGUCGUACCUACCCACCAAGAACGGCUAUUAUAAGGGCCAGAUGGCGACUGCUAACAAUUACAAAGUUUUCCAGAAAAUUCCAGCCUCUUCUAUGAUCCUAAGCAACUACGAUCCGUUCUACUCUCCCUUGCUGUCACGACUCGACGGGAUCUUCGCCAGGCUCGGUCUGACCCCCUCAGAUAACUCAGCAGACGGCGGCACCCAGAUAGGGGGCCAGAACUUGAGCGAUGUGAAGCUGGAGGCCUGUCGGGAACAGCUCAUCUGCCUCAUGUACGCCAGCCCGGCCAAAUACGCACCGUAUAGCAACCUCGUCUCUGCCCAGUUGAGCAGAGAACUGAACGAACUCCGUCGUCCAGUGUCAGACAACCCUGAGAUACUUCGGUUCUUCAGAUACAUGCGCGCUGCUCGACGCGGGCAAGAAGGCGCGGAUUGCACGCGCGCGCAUCCUGCAUGCUCGGCGAACACCGCACCAGCUCAUACCAUGAUCGCGGCCUACCAUGACAUCAACAAGCUCGUGACUGCGAGGAAGCUGAAGAACUAACUGGCGGCGUAUCAACUCAAGAUGGAAUAAACAAGCGUCUUCCAUCGUGUAUUUAUUUCGAGGACAGAAUAAACAAAAUGUAAAUUUUAUAGUCCUAAUGGCUUCUAUUGUAUUCAAGGCUAGGAC
This is a messenger RNA of Ostrinia furnacalis (Asian corn borer), 1681 nucleotides long. It is a transcript of the gene Osi24, whose product is annotated as Protein Osi24. Gene Ontology annotation, cellular component: membrane. The transcript has 9 exons. NCBI's taxonomy places the organism in Eukaryota, Metazoa, Arthropoda, Insecta, Lepidoptera, Crambidae. The record is from RefSeq and is a predicted model, not a curated record. The coding region runs from base 71 to 1555 and encodes 494 amino acids.